Magallana angulata is the source of this 395-nucleotide messenger RNA. RefSeq lists its product as uncharacterized. The coding region runs from base 33 to 395 and encodes 120 amino acids. NCBI's taxonomy places the organism in Eukaryota, Metazoa, Mollusca, Bivalvia, Ostreida, Ostreidae. The record is from RefSeq and is a predicted model, not a curated record. The transcript is spliced from 3 exons.
CUACGAUCCAUCUUAAGCCAUUUAGGCAUUGAAUGCCGCGUCCCAGUGAGGAGGGGGAGAGGGAGACGGUUGAUGUCGAAAAUCCCCAGCCACGGGCCGAGGAAACCCGCACCAAAGAGCAUCUGGAAAUGAUGGAAUCGACUGCCGCGGGAAACACGGAUCCAGUCCAAGAUAGACCCAAAUGGGCCAAAGGGUGGCCGACUCCGCACGAUUCCCUCCAAAAAGUCUCUCCUGUUAACUCCGCCGUCUUACUACCUCAGAUCCUCCAAGAAGUAAAGGACAGGAAGACAAAAAGGACAGUGCGCUAUAGUCAGAUAGAGUGUGCAUCCUAUUUAAAUGUUGAAAACAAUUUUGAUGAAAUUUUAUUGGAUUACUAUCAUUGUUUGUUUAAAUGA